Molecule: messenger RNA, 661 nt
Organism: Bursaphelenchus xylophilus (pine wood nematode)
Lineage: Eukaryota; Metazoa; Nematoda; Chromadorea; Rhabditida; Aphelenchoididae
Source: the annotation of a GenBank genome assembly
AUGUCUGAUAAGACCCACGUGAGUUUUCCAGCCGAUCUUUCGCGACAACCCUUGACAUUUUGAAGGUUGUCUUUUUUUGGAAAAAUUUUUCUACAACAUUGGUGGCAACUGUCUCUUAUUUCAGCGAGAUAUUCCAUUUUUACUAUUGAUUCAGUCGGUUUUAUCGUUCGCUUUCAUUUUCUGGACCAGAAAACAGGAUGCUUUGCCGGUUGAUGUUAAAAUCAUAGAGAUUGGCUUGUUGGUAUCGGUGCAAACAACGCUGCUGGCGUUGUUUGGGUGCUACAGAAAAAAGUGGAUUUUGUUUGUGCCUUUUCUGAUAUGUCAUGUAAGUUGCUUUUAUCGUCAUGCAGAACUCGUAAUUAAGACUGCCGCUCUAUGUUUGGUGACCGGCUUUUCUCUUCUUCUGAUUGCACAAUUGGCGGUUCGAUUGUUUCUUCGAGGACAGGAGAACACUGCUCACGAUCAGACUAUCAUAGAAUACGAUGAGAAUUCGCACUAUUCCGAAGUCUUGUAUUCAUUAGGACUGAUAUUGGUGACAGUUUUAACAGUUGUGGUUGCUGUUGGAGAUAACAUUUGGAAGUGCUACAAGUACACUGUUGAACUGCGAAUCAACGAUAAGAUUAACAUUCCUGCCAUGAGAGAAAGAAAUAAAAAUUAUUGA